AUGGCACCUCCGAAGCUCUCCUACGGACUGAACCUGCCCAACAAGAAACCACAACAACCCAACGGCCCGCCAGCCAAUCUGGCCGCAGGACAGAAGCGCAAGAAGACGAUAUUCGAUGAUUCAGACUCGGAGGGUGAACGGGACGAGAAACGGGAUGGCGAUGGCGGCGCCGUGGAGAUCACCACCCUGGGGGGUCUGGACGAUCAGUCCCCUCCUGCAGAGCAAAAACCCAAAGAACCGUCCAAAGAAGGGCCAUCAUCGACGACGACAAAACCUCCUGGCGGAAAGCCCAGCCUGAAACCGCCGAAGAACUCGAUAUUUGCCGACGAGGAUGACGAGAAAGAAGAGGAAGACGGCACGUCCGACAACGCACCAGCAAGAAAGAAGACGCCGCAGUUUACCGGCUCGAACAAGGACUACACCAACCUCGCCGCCAUGCACACGAGUAAUAAGUACGCGAAAGAGGCCGAGCAGAUCGAUCCCUCGAUCUACUCCUACGACGCCGUUUACGACAGCAUCAAGGCGAAGCGCGAGAAGAAACCCGCUGGCGGGGCAGGGGGCGAAAACGGCGGCGGAGGAGGAGGAGGAUCGCGCUACAUGGAAGCACUGCUCCGCAGCGCCGAGAUCCGGAAACGCGACCACCUGCGCGCGCGCGAUCGGAAGCUGGCGCGGGAGCGCGAGGCCGAGGGCGACGAGUACGCCGACACGGAGAAGUUCGUCACGGCGGCGUACCGCGCGCAGCAGGAGGAGAUACGGCGAAUGGAGGAAGAAGAAGCGCGGCGGGAGAAGGAGGAGGAAGAGCGACGGAAGCGCAACGGCGGCGCCGGCAUGGUGGACUUCUACCGCGACAUGCUUGCCCGGGGCGAGGCAGAGCACGGCGAGGCGAUGAAGGCUGCGCAGGAAGCAGUGCGGAAGGUGCAGGCGGGCGAAAUCGACGAGAAUGCCGCCGCAAAAGAAGAACCGGCGGAAAAGACCGAGGCGCAGAUCGCCGCCGAGCUCAAUGCCAAGGGCGCCAACAUCAUCCUCAACGACGAAGGCCAGGUGGUCGACAAGCGCCAGCUGCUAUCGGCCGGUCUCAACGUCGCGCCAAAAGCCAAAGCCAAAGCUUCUGCUACUCCUACUCCUGCUGCCGCAUCGUCUCGCCCCGGAGCCAGACCAGCGGCAGACGCAGCAGCCGCGCGCAAGGCCCAACGCGCGCGCCAGACGGAGCUGCUCGCCGCGCAGCUGGAAGAGCGGGCGCGACAGGCAGAAGAAGCGGAGGCAGCGCGCCAGCGAGAGCUGGCAGAGCGCAGCCGCAGCAAGAAGACCGAGGCCGACGUCGCCAGUGCGCGCGAGCGGUAUCUGGCGCGGAAACGGGAGCGCGAGGCUCAAGCGAAGGCGGCAGGAAGUUGA
Molecule: messenger RNA, 1392 nt
Organism: Rasamsonia emersonii CBS 393.64
Lineage: Eukaryota; Fungi; Ascomycota; Eurotiomycetes; Eurotiales; Trichocomaceae
Exons: 1
Coding region: 1-1392 (463 amino acids)
Biological process (GO): regulation of alternative mRNA splicing, via spliceosome
Source: RefSeq, a predicted model, not a curated record